Diorhabda sublineata is the source of this 2390-nucleotide messenger RNA. RefSeq lists its product as uncharacterized. The record is from RefSeq and is a predicted model, not a curated record. Lineage: Eukaryota; Metazoa; Arthropoda; Insecta; Coleoptera; Chrysomelidae. Gene Ontology annotation, molecular function: protein binding. Bases 128 to 1693 code for a protein of 521 amino acids. The transcript is spliced from 8 exons.
AACAUUUCAAAAAGAUACAACGCGCAUCCUAUCCGUAUAUUUUUAGAACGAGAAAUUAGCAGUAGGUCUGUUGCAUAAAUAUCUAUAUGAAAUAAAUUUCAAGUAAUAAUAAUUUUUCGUUUGAAUAAUGAAUCAAGGGUGUUGGAAAGUUGAUGAUAGCGAUGAAGUUCAUCCAACCAAAUCUGAUAGACACCAUAACUUUUCGAAAAUACUUUAUAACAAGUUAUACUCUUCAAAAAAUACCGGUUCUAAAGCUGUUUACAUCGAUAUCGAAAAUGUUUCGGACGAUGAAGAAAAUAAGGAAUAUUCAAAAUGGUCGGAACUUCCUGAUCUUUUGCUGGAAGAAAUUUUUUCCUAUCUAGAAAUAAGAGAGAAAUAUUAUGCUAGUUUAGUUUGUCGAAAUUGGUAUAGAGCUUUUCGCUUACCUUACGUAUGGAAUCGUUUUGUUUUAAGAGAUAACACACUGACCAGAAGCAGAUUCAAUUACUACAGUGGAUGGCAGUAUGUUUUAGACCACGUUCGUUGUCAAGCUUGUCUUGCAGGAUUUGGAAAACAUUUCAAACACUUGACUAUAAAACCAAUGUUGAAUUUUUACAAUCUCUACGAAUUCAUGAACAUGAUUUCCUGGUACACGGAACAAAGGGAACAGAAAGAAAAUGUAGAAUUGGGCGUUGGAAGCAACAUAAAAUUUUUCAAAUUUACGUUUCCGUGUGAUAUGACAUUGGAGGAAGACGAUAACGAACGAAAUCGAUUAUUUGGUACUGGUGGCAAAAUACUUCAAGCUAUUAAAAGGUUGAUGGGUAAUUUAAAAAAGUUGGAAAAUUUACAAUUGAUUGAUUUGAUGCUUGAUCCCACCGAGGCACAGUAUCUUUUAGACGAAGUAUGUGAAUCUCGUUGUUUAACCCUAAGAACGUUGUUCCUUAUUAAUACCACCAAAGUACAAUAUGAGCUUUUACAUGUUGGAGUAUUUUUAAAUCUGAAGGAAUUGCAUAUAAGUCCUCAAAAUCUAGGAGAUAACUUAGUAGAACUACUCGGAUAUACUAAACUAAAGCACUUACAUAUAGUUCAAAAUAAAUAUACUUCUGAUAAAAUCAAUAUAAUGCCCGUUUCUUCACGUAGCUGGAAAAAAUGCCGCACAGAUAAUAAUUCUUUGAACGUACAUUUGGAAAUUGAAAGCAUUGACACAAAAACUAUGAUUUGGCAAGAAAAUGCUCCUGUUAGGUCAAUAACUUACGAUUCUCCACAGAUUGGGGUGAAACUGGAUGCGAUAGUGACAGCUAUAGAUUUUUAUGGAAAUGAUUUAAGAAUUUACGGUCACAAAAAUAUACCUAUGUUCAAACAAUCAAAAUUAAUUACCGAAAGAGCGGACGAGAAUUUAGUAAUGUUAGUUCAACAAUGCACAUAUUUAUCUAUGUUGAUAAUUACUGAGAGGAUAUCAACUUGUACGGUUUUGCUUUUAGCUUAUUACGGAAGGAAUUUAAAACGUUUAUAUAUUCGUGGUGACGCUGUGAUAAUAGAAACUGACUGGAAACCGAAACCCGAUUGGACUGACGAAUUUUAUUUUUGGUUGGAAACUAAUAGUCAGACGUAUGAAUCGGUCGAAAAAGAAGUAUCGCAAAUUUUGGGAUACAAAUGGAGAUUCUUAGAAGAUGAAGAAUUUAAAAGAUUAGACAUUAAUUUACACGAUUACUAAAUAUAUAGACAUAUUUAUAUGAAAAGUUGAGUUUUAAAUGUUUUUCGGAUCAAUUUGUAAAUAUUUAAAUAUUUUUAUUGUGACGUGAUAUAUUAGAGAAGAUUUUCAAACAUUUAUCCAUACAAAAAUUUCCGAAGCUUAUUAUUGAACGUUAUCUUUACAAGUUUAGGUACGAUUAAAAGGAUCAAAACACUUUUACUUAUUGCAAAAUACUUUCUAUAUAUAUAAUCACAAAUACCAUACACAAAAGAGACCGCUUAAACUAAUAAGUAAAAAGAGCUUAAAAACAAGCUUAAAUAUAACAACAUGUAAAAGACCGUCUGAUACAAGAGUUUUUAACGAUUUCACAAUGAAAUCUAUUAUAUCUUAGUUUAAGUUUAACAUUUCAUUCCAGUGUAACUAAGUAGAAAACUUUUCUCGCUUAAAUCUGUUAUGUGAUUCUUAACUUGAAAAAAAUUGUGCUGAAAUAGAUUUUCUAUUUGGUUAGUGGCUCAAACUUUAAAUAUUUAUUUGUGUGCAAUAUUUAGUUUUUCGUCAAAGAAUCCUUCUAGAACAAAAUGAGUAAAAGAGAAAAAAAAAAUAUAAAACGCAUUGAUUUAAAUAAUAAAUCUAAUACUAAAAUUAUAAAUUAUAUUCCAAUUUAAACAACUAGGAUUCAUGUGAAGGUACAUUAAUAAACAUCUGUGCAUACAUAUGA